Anthostomella pinea is the source of this 231-nucleotide messenger RNA. NCBI's taxonomy places the organism in Eukaryota, Fungi, Ascomycota, Sordariomycetes, Xylariales, Xylariaceae. The record is from the annotation of a GenBank genome assembly.
AUGGACCCAGGCAUCAUGGACGCCCAUCUCGAUGGUCACCCGCUCGAUGGUCAACUAUCAGAGCUAUGGAGAUGGUACGAGGCCUCAGAGCCGGGUCUUGAUCUGGGUGGCCCUUACCACGCUGUCAUGUACCUCAACUCGUUUGAGCGGGAAUUGAGAUCCCUGCUUGAGAAGGCCGACUCUUUUAUCGAGGAAGGCGCGCCUUCCAAUGAGGCCAAAAUAGUUAACUGA